ACGCAGGAGAAGUAGUGGUGUUGAAGCGGAGCAAGGAGAGCAGUUCAGUGAUCAAAAGGAAGAGGAGGAGGAGAAAGUAGGAGAAGAGAACACAACAAUGGCUUCAUUGUGCUCCAUCCCCACCCUCUCCAAACCCCUCUCCCCAAAGCCCAAAGCUGCUGCUACCUUUAGGCCUCGCUUCUCCAUCUCCUGCUCUGCUUCUUUACCCCAACAACAACAGCCACAACAAGGAGAUGACUCCGUCUCUUCAUCUCUCAAGACCUUCUCCGCCGCCUUGGCGCUCUCCUCCCUCCUCCUCUCCUCCGCCGCCGCCCCUCCCCCCGCUGUCGCCGACAUCGCCGGCCUCACGCCGUGCAAGGAGUCCAAGGCCUUCGCGAAGCGGGAGAAGCAGUCCAUCAAGAAGCUGGAAGCCUCGCUGAACAAGUACGCGCCCGACUCCGCGCCGGCUCUCGCCAUCAAGGCCUCCAUCGAGAAGACCAAGCGCCGGUUCGAGAACUAUGGCAAGUUCGGCCUCCUGUGCGGCUCCGACGGGCUGCCCCAUCUCAUCGUCAACGGCGACCAGCGGCACUGGGGCGAGUUCGUCACCCCCGGCCUGCUCUUCCUCUACAUCGCUGGUUGGAUCGGGUGGGUCGGGCGGAGCUACCUGAUCGCCAUCCGGGACGACAAGAAACCCACCAUGAAGGAGAUCAUCAUCGACGUGCCGCUCGCCACCAGGCUGCUCUGGAGGGGCUUCAUCUGGCCAGUGGCCGCGUACAGGGAGCUGGUCAACGGGGAGCUCAUCGCCAAAGACGUGUGAUCCGCAGGUGAAGAUAGGUGCAGAAAGAAAGGGAAGGUGCUCAAUCUGUGUUCAUAACACAAAGUCUAUGCUUGGUGUGGUGUACUUAAGAUUUGGAUAUCUACUUGUAAUUCAUGUUUGGACUUGUCAUCUUUCAGAAGCCAACUGAUCUAUGUUUCAGACCUUAAUCUCAAGCUGCUCUUCUCAGAAUC
Messenger RNA from Musa acuminata AAA Group (dessert banana), 987 nucleotides. Its product is annotated as photosystem I reaction center subunit III, chloroplastic-like. The record is from RefSeq and is a predicted model, not a curated record. Gene Ontology annotation, cellular component: photosystem I; chloroplast thylakoid membrane; photosystem I reaction center. Gene Ontology annotation, biological process: photosynthesis. Lineage: Eukaryota; Viridiplantae; Streptophyta; Magnoliopsida; Zingiberales; Musaceae. The transcript is spliced from 2 exons. The coding region runs from base 98 to 796 and encodes 232 amino acids.